AUGUCUGCCACUGCCUCUGAUUCCGAGUUCUAUGCUCCUUACAAGGCGAAGUAUCUCUCCUACCUGGUGAAGCGUGCUUCUGAACUGGAUUAUCAACGACUUGAGCAGCUCUUGCCCAAGAUACCCAUAGGCGUGCCAUCUCCCAAGACAGACACUACAACCCAGAAUGGAAAAACAGCAGAGAUCGAGAAGAAAAUAAAAGAGCUCGGUAACUACACCCAGGAUCUGCGACCAGUCAAGAUUGGCAUUAUUGGUGCUGGUAUAUCGGGCUUGUACACAGGACUUAUUCUUGAACACCUUGGACUUGAUUAUGAGAUCUUAGAAGCCGCAGAUCGCAUUGGUGGUAGGGUUUACACCCACAAGUUUCCUGGCGAUGAUGAUGAACGUUCAUAUUACGACAUUGGCGCCAUGAGGUUUCCUGACACUCCUGUGAUGACUAGAACAUUCGAUCUUUUCAAGAGAAUGGAUAUUGUCACAUCCAAAGCCCCAAACGAAGCUAGUGCGGAGGCACGAUUGAUUCAAUACAUCAUGGAGGGGGAGAAUUGUCCUAUACGCUAUAACGACAUUACCGCCAUAGCAACGAAGAAUGAGAAUAAGAGCACGGAAUAUGUCACCCUAUGUGGUCCAGGCGUGAAGUCAAAAUCUGACAAGGAUCCAUUCCGAGUCAGCACUGCUAAUGGCGGUCCAGUUCCAAUCAGUCGUGUUUCAGCAGAAGCAGGAAAACAGAUUACGAGUGACGCGUACGACCGUUUUCGACAAAAGAUCAAGGACGGUGUAAAAGCUGUUCAGGCGGCGGAGGCUACGAAAAACGAGCAGGAGAUAAAGGACGCUCAAUCUCAGCUGGAGUGGGCAUUUGAUUAUCUUAUGAGACAUGAUAAGUACUCCAUGAGAGACUACCUCAUGAACGUCGAAGGUUACGAUGCGGAAACUGUACAUUGGCUCGAGACGACGGAUAGUGCCUCUGGUUGGUUCAAUGAAGCAUUCUCAGAAAAUGUACUCGAAUCGCUUGCAUUCGACUUUGACAAUCCUUCGGUGGCCGGUGAAACCAAGACGGAUUGGUACUGUGUUUUAGGUGGGACAAGCAAAGUCAUUGAUGCAAUGCUCGCAAAAACCAAAGGAUUGGAAUCGAAAAUCAAGAAAAACCACUGGGUCACAAAAGUCUCCCUUCUCAAAGACAAGACAACAGACCAAGGAACAGGUAUGAAGGUUGAGUAUAAUAUCAAGGAUCUCAAAACCACACUUGAUGCCGACAAAGUCAAGGCCGAAUCUGCCGAGUACUCUGCUGUGAUCAACACCACAACUUUGGGCGCUUUGCAGAAAAUUGAUCUUACCGAUCUUGCCCUUCCAUAUGGCAUGAAGACUGCAAUCCGUGUUCUGCGUUAUGAUAGCUCGACAAAAGUUGGGAUCAAAUUCAAGAAGAUGUGGUGGAGAGAUGCCGACUUCCUUCCAGGUCGUGCUAUUAAAGGCGGAGUAGCUAAAACUGACAUGCCUCUACGAGUGUGCGUCUACCCAUCGUACAACAUUUCGGAUAACGCAGAGGAGGAUGCUCAGAAGCCUGGAGUUCUGCUCGCAUCAUACACGUGGGGUCAAGACGCAGAAAGAGUGGCAUCGCAUAUUUCGUCGACUUCUCCAGAAAAUGAGGACGACCUUAUUCGACUAAUGAUGUAUAAUCUCGCACGACUUCAUACCCUCAGCGAACCGGCAGAAAACUAUGAUGAGCGAUAUCAAUAUAAUUUGAAGUAUAUUACUGAUCUGUAUGAAUGUCACCAUGCCUACGACUGGUCGAAAGAUCCACAUGCAGCGGGUGCCUUUGCACUUUUCGCUCCAGGACAAUUCAGUACCUUGGUCCCUUACCUCGUGAGACCAGCGGCCGAUAGUCGGUUUGUCAUUGUUGGUGAGCACGCUUCCGCAAACCAUGCUUGGAUUGUGGGCGCAUUGGAUUCGGCCGUUCGGGGCCUGGGCCAGGUGUUGACACGCCUCAAACUGGAUGACAAGCUCAAGGAAUUGGGCGAGGAGUUUGGAUUUUCGACUGAAAUGAAGCCGGAACAAGUCCAGAGACAAGUUCUGCUGGGUCGAGCGGACCAAGAUCUCAUGGAUAAAAGCCAGAUUGGUCGUCAGCUCGUUCCAGCCGAUGUGAAUGCUUUUCCGUAG
Messenger RNA from Glarea lozoyensis ATCC 20868, 2151 nucleotides. Its product is annotated as FAD/NAD(P)-binding protein. Gene Ontology annotation, molecular function: polyamine oxidase activity; L-amino-acid oxidase activity. Gene Ontology annotation, biological process: amino acid catabolic process. The record is from RefSeq and is a predicted model, not a curated record. Bases 1 to 2151 code for a protein of 716 amino acids. The transcript is spliced from 9 exons. NCBI's taxonomy places the organism in Eukaryota, Fungi, Ascomycota, Leotiomycetes, Helotiales, Helotiaceae.